GACCGAAGGAAAGAAACCCCAACCCUGAGCGCUCCUCCUUCGAGUGCAGCGAGAUAUGCGAUGCUUCGUAAGGAACAAUUUUGCUUUACUUCAUUUUGCUUCGCUCAUAUGACACUUGCCUACCUCUAUUAGCUCGUUAGCUCGAUAUAAUAAUGAACGGCGGCAACCAUUUCGCUAGUGGGCCGCUGACACCGGCGGAGGUAGCUUUUCUCUGCGAAGCUCAAUCGAUAACUAUUAUCCCCCGACAACGUCUUGACGGGCUCGACCUCAUCGGUGUUCGUUUCCCCCUCCUCCGCGUUUCUAUCCGGCAAUAUAUUAACUGAGCGCCCAGGGGUACAUCCCCCCCUUCCACCCUCCCCAACGCACCACAAUCCCCCUUUGGCUCGCUCUCCUCCUAAAACGCCAACGCCGUUGCAACAUCGUUCCGCCCCCCUGGCUCUCGGCGCCGAACAUCGAACGAAUUCUCAAGAUCGAAACCGAAAACCAAAAUCUCUUCUGUCCCGACCUUCCCUACCGCUGGCUCGAAACUGCCGAACUCCUUCUGGAGGCCUGCCCCGACGACCUCGGCGGCGAUGACGGCGAGCUGCGCGUACUGCUGAGGGGUUUAAGAGAGGUGAGGCAGGGGAAGGUCAGGGAGGGGUUGGGGAAAUUGGAGGCGACCUAUUUGCAGAUGAAUAAUCUGGGACUGCUGGAGAUUACGGAGGUGCGCGGGUUUGCGAAGAGUGUUGUGGACGGACUUAGAAAGAUUGGAGCGAGUCGGGAGGAGGCGAGAAGGAACAGGGAGGAGGAAGAAGAGGAAGAGGGCAGGUAUAGGGGUGGGACUAGUCUUGGGAUGGAUGAUGAUGAUUUCUAGAUGGGUGGUGUUUGUAAUCCAUGGCAUUGUGGGUUGGGGAGAGUUAUUGGCGGGGGGGGUUCCUCUCACAAGAGAAACAUAAUUACCGUGCUGUAUCGUACAUACUACCCUUUUUUAUAUCC
Messenger RNA from Tuber aestivum (summer truffle), 975 nucleotides. The record is from the annotation of a GenBank genome assembly. NCBI's taxonomy places the organism in Eukaryota, Fungi, Ascomycota, Pezizomycetes, Pezizales, Tuberaceae.